This is a messenger RNA of Folsomia candida, 1265 nucleotides long. RefSeq names its product cAMP-dependent protein kinase catalytic subunit 1. Gene Ontology annotation, biological process: peptidyl-serine phosphorylation. Gene Ontology annotation, molecular function: cAMP-dependent protein kinase activity; ATP binding. Gene Ontology annotation, cellular component: cAMP-dependent protein kinase complex; nucleus. The transcript has 6 exons. The coding region runs from base 242 to 1096 and encodes 284 amino acids. NCBI's taxonomy places the organism in Eukaryota, Metazoa, Arthropoda, Collembola, Entomobryomorpha, Isotomidae. The record is from RefSeq and is a predicted model, not a curated record.
UUGGAUUCUAGUCUAGUAAAUUUGAGUAUAAUUUUCAAAUUUAUGUAAAUUCCACAUUCUUGUUGCAGAUUCCGUGGAAGAAUAUUUGACCAGAUCGAAGAAUGAUAUUGAGGACCGAUGGAAGGAGACGGGGAAUAGUAAUGCGAGCAUCACGGAUUUCACAAUCAUUAAAAAUCUUGGCGAAGGGUCAUUCGGUCUUGUGAAACUUGUUGAACACAAGCAAACUCGACAAUUUUACGCAAUGAAGAUGCUUAUCAAAGCAAAAGUUAUCAAGUUAAAGCAGGUUGAACAUACUAUGAAUGAGAAGAAGGUAUUAUCCAUUAUCAGCCACCCGUUCUUGGUCAAUCUCAAGUACCAUUUCAAGGAUCCCAUCAAUUUGUACAUGCUCAUGGAAUUCAUAAACGGAGGUGAAAUGUUUUACCACUUACAGAAACAGCGCAAAUUCAGUGAACCCUUGACCCGAUUUUUUGGAGCCCAAGUCGUCCUCGCAUUUGAAUACUUACACUAUCUGGAAAUUUUAUUCCGCGAUUUGAAACCAGAAAACAUCCUAAUUGAUGCCCACGGAUUUCUUAAAGUGACGGAUUUUGGCUUUGCGAAGCGUGUCAAAGGAAGAACUUGGACCCUGUGUGGCACACCCGAGUAUCUUGCGCCGGAAAUCAUCAUGGCGAAAGGGUACGGUGGGGCUGUUGACUGGUGGGCGGUGGGGGUCCUCAUUUACGAAAUGGCUGCGGGACGCUCCCCCUUCUGUGCAGAUCAACCGAUUCAGAUUUAUGAAAAAAUUGUCGCCGGAAAGGUCAAAUUCCCUUCUCAUUUUGGAGACGAUAUUAAGGACCUAGUCCGAAAUUUACUGCAGGUGGAUCUCAGUAGACGAUUUGGUAACCUCAAGAAUGGAGUGCAUGACAUAAAAAACCACGCUUGGUUUAAGAGUACAGACUGGAACACUAUUUUCCAUCGAAAAGAAAUCCCUCCGUGGAAGCCAGACGUCUCUAAUGCCGGAGACUCCCGACAUUUUCAACCAUUCGACUCUGAAAUUGCUAAAGAAGAAUCAAAACAGAAAGCUGUGGAAGAUUACGACAAAUUUUUUGCGGAUUUCUAAUGCUCUCAUUAUCAUCAUCAAUUAAUUAAUAAAGUCGUCGAUACACAUGUCGUAUGCUGCUCAUGUAAGUAUGUAUUUGUGUAAAGUUCAGAAUUGCACUCGAUAUUGCAGGAAAUUUUAUUACUGUCGGAUUUGACUGUGUGCUAAUAAUAAAUGAUGAUAAGUAUAA